Messenger RNA from Medicago truncatula (barrel medic), 3011 nucleotides. RefSeq names its product heterogeneous nuclear ribonucleoprotein A1. The record is from RefSeq and is a predicted model, not a curated record. Gene Ontology annotation, biological process: regulation of gene expression. Gene Ontology annotation, cellular component: nucleoplasm; chromatin. NCBI's taxonomy places the organism in Eukaryota, Viridiplantae, Streptophyta, Magnoliopsida, Fabales, Fabaceae. The transcript has 6 exons. Gene Ontology annotation, molecular function: RNA binding. Bases 108 to 1166 code for a protein of 352 amino acids.
ACCAAUAACCAACAACCAACCCUAAGCUUCUUCCUCAACUCCUUUAUCCCCAAACCAGUUCCCUUCCCACUGUUUCAGGUCACAAAUCAAUCAUCCGAUCUUCAACCAUGGCUUCAAGAAAGUCCGAUAACCCUCACUCCGGCGACGGCGCCAGUCCCGGGAAAAUCUUCAUCGGAGGUUUAGCCAAAGACACAACCCUAGAGGAGUUUGUGAAGUACUUUGAAAGGUACGGAGAGAUAACGGAUUCCGUUAUCAUGAAAGAUCGGCAUACCGGCCGUCCUCGAGGAUUCGGGUUUAUCACUUAUGCGGAUGCUUCUGUUGUUGAUCAAGUUAUUCAGGAGAAUCACAUCAUCAAUGACAAGCAGGUUGAAAUCAAGAGGACUAUUCCAAAGGGUGCAUCUCAAACUAAUGACUUCAAAACUAAGAAGAUUUUUGUUGGUGGCAUUCCAGCAACUGUAUCUGAAGAUGAGCUCAAGAUCUUCUUCUCGAAGCAUGGGAAUGUUGUGGAGCAUGAGAUAAUACGCGACCACACCACUAAGCGUUCUCGUGGAUUUGGCUUUGUCGUUUUUGAUAGUGAUAAGGCUGUUGAUAAUUUGUUAGCUGAUGGGAACAUGAUUGAUAUGGAUGAUACUCAGGUUGAGAUCAAGAAGGCUGAACCAAAGAAAUCUUCAAAUUCAUCUUCUUUUCCUUCAUUUGGUAGUGAUUCUAGGGCACGUUCUUACAAUGGUGGUUUUGGUGGAUUUGACGAUUCUUAUGGAAGUUUUCCUGGCGGAGGUUAUGGCCCUGCAUCUUAUAGGUCGCUUGGAGGUAUUGGUGGUAGGUUUAGCGAUUAUGGUGGGUAUGGAGGUGGAGAUGAUUUCAGUGGUGGUUUUGGAGGUUAUGGAGGCAGUGGUGGUGCUGGUGGUUAUGCGGGAUAUAGAGGAGGAGAAUCCUCAUUCGGUUACUCUGGCCGUUAUGGAUCCUACAUGGGGGGCCUUGGUGGUGGAUAUGGUGGUGGUGGGUUAGGCCCAUAUGGGAGAGGUGGGGGCUAUGGAAGUUACGGUGGUCCAGGCACUGGUGGAGGUUAUGAAUCUGGCCCUGGUACUGGUUUUGGUGGGACAGGAGGACCCUAUUCUAGUAGGGGAGGUUAUGGGGGCAGUAGUCGUUACCAUCCUUACACAAGAUAGUUUUAUGACUAAGCUUUUCAGUAGAAAUUGCAUGCAGGUUUAAGCAUUUUCUCUAGUUACAAGGCACUUACUCCAGGUGGGCACUCUCUAGAAGUCAGAUGAACCACUAGCAUGUCUGUUUUAAUCAAUUGCUUAGACAACCGAAGAUAGAACUUCAUCAAUCUAGAGCUUUCUGAACAACAUCAAUCUAGAGCUUUCUGAACAACAUCUAGAGCUUCCCAUCAGUCAUCAGCCUAUAAGAUUUUAGUUAGAUUAUGUUUUUUUGUUAUAAUCAGAUGUUUGCAAGUUAGACUAUCACCAUUAUGGAUAUCAAUUUUAGUUAGUAUCACAAAGUUGUGUGAAUGUGUACCAUUGUAGGUUAUGCUUAUUAGAAUUUUGUUUGAAAGAGUAUUGUUCUUGAUCUUUCCUAUAGUUAUGCUUGGUGAGCCUAUAUUGAAGAUGUUACAAAACCUUUUCAGGUUAUAAUACAGGUGCCAUGAUUUAGUUGCAUGUUUAGUUAGAUGAAUCCUAUGAUAGCACUCAGUUAGUUUAAACAGGUUCCUCAAGUUACUCUUCUUCCUGAAGGGUUGGUUUGAUUGUUAGCAAUCAUAAAUUGAAAUUAGAAAUGAUUGGACUAUUGAUCUGAACCUUUAUCCUGACAUACACAUUCUUAUAUUUUGUUAGUGUUAGCAUUGGAGAGUUGAUAUUAUCUGCCUAUAGUGGUUCUACAAGGGAGUUACAAUGAGAAACCAAAUAAUGCCCAAUGGGCAGCAUAUCCUAAUUGUAGUUUUUACAAUUGUUGGGAAUCAUAUCUAGUGAGCUUGAUUUUCUUUACUUUUUUUAGGCACUUGCUGCUAAGCAUCUCCAAAAUUUAUUUCAGACAAACAAGGUGUUUUGUAUUUCUUUAUGAACUAUUGAUGAUGCCAGUAGCUGUUAUACUAACUUUGCUUUUUGAUAAUCUUGUGGCCUCUACAAUCUUUAAAACAUACCUUGAUUUGGCCUAGUCUAUUAGCUUUAAACUGUUGAUGAAAACUUUUAGCUGGUUAAUUUUUAAGGGAUUGAUACAUAGCCAUUGAUACAUAGCCAAGCAAUUAUUGGAUAUUGACAUUGUAGUCUUGUAAGUUAUAGAAUUACCCCAAAUCGUUUAAACAAGUUAUAUAGUAUAUGGAUUCUGAGAGGAUUGGCUUGUACCUGCAUUCGUUUUGAAUGUUAGGUAAACAGCCUUUUAUUUUUUUUGGUUACAAGGUAAACAGCCUUUUAAAGAUAAUGUUAAUAUUAUUAUUAUUUUUAUUUUAAAUAAUGGAGAGAUAAUACUCCCUCCGUUUCACAAUACUUGUCCAUUUUGAAGAAAUUACACAUACCAAGGAAUCAAAUAAAUGUUGUCAUUUUUGAUGAAAUUCUGUGUUUUUUCUAUUCAUUCUAUUAUUUCUCUCUCUACAAUAAAUAGGUAAGGGUAAUAUUGAUAAAUCAAUUAAUGUUGCAUUGAAACUUGAAAGGGACAAGUAAAAUGAAACAAAAUAUUUUUUAAUGUAUUGUGAAACGGAGGGAGUAUAAUGUAGUUUAAUGUAUGUUAAAUCGUCUUGACUAUUGGUUGGUUUUUUCAAUUUUGGAUUUGUGGAACGAGCCAUGCUAAUGAGAUGUGCAGAAAUUGCUGAGAAAGAGUUCCUCAUAUCACAAAGGCAAGAGAAUCAGAUGUGGAGAACAUCCCGUCCUUGUGUUUGAAGUCCAGGGAUUUUCUAGUAGUAGAUUUAUGAGUAAGGGCUUCAUGUUUCACACUUUUGUAUCUGUUAUUGUAUUUUUCCCCAAGUCAAUGUUUAUGCUGCUUGUUAAUUUUUUCUCAAUAAAAGAAACUUUUUUGAAUUUUUA